UUGUAAGACUUCCCACUCCUACGACCGACACUUUGCGGAGCUCAACUAUUUCGAAACAGGGGAAUCCGACCAUCCAGCACAGUCGGCAAUUCGAAGGGCGGACAGGUGCUGACAAAGAAGAGCACUUUCGGGUGACGGAAACGGAGGCGAUUUGACGAUUUGUGCGGUUUCUCCGGGAGGAGGAGGAGGAGGAGGUUAAGGUGCGGCGCGCGCGCCUCCCGACAAAAGGCGCUCAGCACGUGCGGGGCGGAAUUCGCGCCGCUCUUAUUCACACACAUGCGGCUGUUCUCGCACUUAAGUUCAGCUCGGUAGAGGUUUCACUUUAAAAAAAAAAAAAAAAAAAAUGGUGGACAAGGGCCCGUUACUGACCUCCGCAAUCAUUUUUUACCUGUCCAUCGGGGCGGCAAUAUUUCAAAUUCUCGAAGAGCCGAACUGGAAGCUCGCAGUUUCAAAAUACGCGGAGCAGAAGAAGCAGAUCCUGACAGCGCACCCGUGUCUCACCGAAGAGGAUUUGAACCACAUCUUAGAGGUGAUCUCCAGUGCUGCAGGUCAAGGUGUCACCAUCACAGGUAAAGAGACGUUCAACAACUGGAACUGGCCCAACGCUGUCAUUUUCUCAGCUACAAUAAUCACCACUAUCGGUUAUGGCAACGUCGCACCAAAGACGUCUCCUGGACGGGUCUUCUGUGUCUUCUAUGGGCUCUUUGGAAUUCCUCUGUGUCUCACCUGGAUCAGUGAGCUGGGCAAGUUUUUUGGUAGUCGAGCCAAGCGUUUUGGCCAGUUCCUCUUAAAGAAGGGCCUUUCUCUGCGAAAAGCCCAGUUUGCCUGCACUGCCAUCUUUCUCCUUUGGGGGCUGGUAGUGCACCUGGUGAUCCCUCCCUUCAUCUUCAUGUACCAGGAGGGGUGGUCUUACAUUGAGGGUUUAUACUUCUCCUUCGUCACCUUAACCACCAUUGGCUUUGGUGAUCUGGUCACAGGAGUGGAUCCAAAUGCUGACUACCCAGUGCUAUAUCGCUACUUUGUGGAAAUGUGGAUCUUCCUGGGCUUGGCCUGGCUGUCGCUGUUCUUCAACUGGAAUGUACACAUGGUGGUGGAGGCCCACAAAGCCUUCAAGAAAAGGAGAAGGCGUCACCACGCCGGGCCACAGCAGUACUUCAGGGAGAAGGAGACCUGUCCUCCCUGCAACGCCAACAAUGUCGACAUCUUCAGCUUCCUGUCAGAGAAGCAGGAGGGCUACAAUGAUCUCAUCAAGCAGAUUGGCACGGACAGAGGAAAGGAGAAGGACAUAGUGGUGAAGGGAUUGAGUCGCUCCAAGAGCUGCAGUGACACCACUGGCGGUAAUAUCAUCCUCACCUAUGACCACUCACUGAGGCGGAAGCGGCACUAUAGUUUCAGCGACCACCUGUCUGUAACCUUCUCCAGGAGGAAGAGCUCUGUACACUCUGACUUGGUUGCUAUCCUGAACCCACCGGAAAACAAGCUGGAUAAGGAGACGGCAGAUAUGGAGAAUGUGUGGGGUGUCAAGGAAAACCAGCCACUUUUCUACCAAGAGGCAAACAUCACCUUCACUGAGAAAGAGAGCCAAGAGAGAGGGGAAGAGACCAAGGCCCAGUUCUCGAUAUCAAGUGAAAAUAUGCAAUGGGUGAACUGUGAAGAGGACCAGUGUAGUUCAGCAUCAGAGGGGUCAGCAUUCACUUCAGAUAGCUCAGGCCGCUGUCGCUCCUAUGAACAAUUGGUGGAGAAGCCUAGCAAGGAGAAAAACAGCUAACGGUGACCUUAUGCUGUAUCCAGUUCAGCAUAUUUUCAAACCGAUGAAAAUUCCAGGUGUGGUCCACUGAAUUUCAAUUCUAAUCAUCUCCUGUGGGUUGAAACUCCUCAGAUAUUCAGCACACUUUGUGUAGAAUUUCAGAACCAAGAUGGAGAUUUGAGGUGAAGACUUUCAGAGUAUAUUCCUCAGACUGCCACUGAGAGAAUAACUUUGGUUUCAGUUGUACUAUUAAUACAUGAAACAUUUCAUACAUUUUGGUAAAUGAAAAUGAGUGUCACAAAUGCAAGAACUGAUCACUGUCACUCAGGUCAGAGUGAUUGUCAUAGGAUGCACUUUGUGGAUACUCAACUCUGCCUGUAUCUGCAAGAUAAUAGGGUCAAUAGAUGUGGAUAUUUUGGAAGUUGUAUAGCAAGUACAGUUAUACUGUAUAUUCUCUCACUGACUGCCUUUUAUUAGAGUAUCUCAAUAGAGCCUUGAAAACUCAGACCAACUGUCCUUUUUACCUCUAUUACAGAAUUCAGUCAUGUCUCAUAGAUAACAAGGGGACCAAAAAACCCAGGUGCUUGCUUGCUUGCUUGUUGGUUGGUUUUUUUUUUUUUUUUUUUUUUUCUUUUGAUGGCUGGUUCUGUGUCUUUUAUUCACCAUACUGGUGCUUUGAAUGGUUUUAAUAAAAUGGAAUAACUAUUCUUCCUAUGGAGGGCA
Messenger RNA from Scleropages formosus (Asian bonytongue), 2470 nucleotides. RefSeq names its product potassium channel subfamily K member 5-like. Gene Ontology annotation, molecular function: potassium ion leak channel activity; outward rectifier potassium channel activity. NCBI's taxonomy places the organism in Eukaryota, Metazoa, Chordata, Actinopteri, Osteoglossiformes, Osteoglossidae. Bases 344 to 1768 code for a protein of 474 amino acids. Gene Ontology annotation, cellular component: plasma membrane. The record is from RefSeq and is a predicted model, not a curated record. Gene Ontology annotation, biological process: stabilization of membrane potential; potassium ion transmembrane transport. The transcript has 5 exons.